Molecule: messenger RNA, 2131 nt
Organism: Solanum stenotomum
Lineage: Eukaryota; Viridiplantae; Streptophyta; Magnoliopsida; Solanales; Solanaceae
Product: putative pentatricopeptide repeat-containing protein At1g26500
Exons: 1
Coding region: 4-1539 (511 amino acids)
Molecular function (GO): protein binding
Source: RefSeq, a predicted model, not a curated record
CAAAUGUUAAAAACUACAACUUUCAAGUCUUUCACCUUCCUCCAAUCACCCAAUCGUCUUCUCCACACCCCACCCACCCCCUCUGCUGCAUCACCACCCCCCAACCCAAUCCAAUUUGCUCCUCAACUCCAUUCUCCUAACCCCAUUAAACCAGUAAAUGAAUCUCACCUCCUAAGAGUUUCUACAAUUCUCUACCAGCAACAGUACUCAUCUGACCAGAAACUCCACAACAACCUCUGCAAAACACCAUUUGACCUCACCCAUGAGUUUUUCCUUCAAAUCUGCAACAAAUUCCAGUAUUCUUGGAGACCCAUAUACAAAUUCUAUCAAUUUACCAAGACCCAACCCCAUUUCAACCACACCCCCGUCACCUUCAACAAAAUGCUAGAUGUAAUUGGAAAAUCAAGAAACAUCGACCUUUUCUGGGAAGUUCUACAAGAAAUUGGAAGGUGUCAGUUGGUUACCCCUAAGACUUAUGUAGUUGGGGUGAAAACUUUGGCUUCUGCUAGGGAGUUGAAGAAAUGUGUUGGAGUUUUUCAUUUGAUGAAUGAGUAUGGAUAUGGGUAUAGUGUUGAUGUAUUGAAUAAGGUAGUUGAAGCUCUUUGUAGAUCUAAGCUUAUUGAGGAGGCUGAGCAUGUUGUAUUGAAGUUGAAAGAUUGGGUAAAACCAAAUGAGGUUACUUAUAGAUGGUUGAUUUACGGGUUUUGUGAUGUUGGUGAUGUGAUUGAAGCUUCAAAGAUUUGGAAUUUAAUGGUGGAUGAAGGUUUUGAACCUGACAUUGCGUCGAUUGAAACUAUGAUUGAGACCCUUUUCAAGAAUAAUAGAUAUGUUGAAGCGUUGAAGGUUUUUCAAUCUGUUAGAGUAAAUAGGAUGAGUGAAUUAGGGGUUUCAACUUAUAGGUUGGUGAUCAAUUGGUUGUGCAAGAAAGGGAAGCUUGGAGAAAGUUACUUAGUGUUUGAAGAAAUGGAAAAGAGAGGGAUUAAAGCAGACAAUCUUACAUUAGGAUCGAUAACGUAUGGGCUUAUGAGUAGAGGAAGGGUUAUGGAGGCGUAUAGGGUUGUGGAAGGAGUAGAGAAUCCUGAUAUAAGUGUUUAUCAUGGGAUGAUCAAGGGGCUGUUGAAAUUGAAAAGAGCAAGUGAAGCAACUGAAGUAUUUAGGGAGAUGAUUAAAAGGGGAUGUGAGCCGAUAAUGCAUACGUAUGUUAUGUUGUUACAAGGGCAUUUAGGGAGGAGAGGGAGGAAAGGAUCAGAUCCUCUUGUGAAUUUCGAUACCAUCUUCGUAGGAGGUUUGGUUAAGGCGGGGAAGACGUUGGAGGCAAACAAAUAUGCAGAGAGAUUACUGUACAGGAAAGUUGAGGUGCCUAGGUUUGAUUAUAACAAGUUUUUGCAUUAUUAUUCCAAUGAGGAAGGGGUUGUUAUGUUUGAGGUGAUGAGCAACAAACUUAGAGAAGUUGGGCAAUUCGAUUUAGCUGAUAUAUUUGCAAGGUAUGGGGAGAGAAUGGCAACUAGGGAUAGGAGGAGAAUUAGAACAGAGUCAUGACUGCUAUGACACCAAGUUAUAUUUCCAAACAAACAACGGUCAAAUGGUGCUUGCCUGUAAUUGAAAUUCACUGGCAGGGAGCUUCGAAUUGGCCCAUGUAAACCCCAGCUAGUGUCAUAUACCUCGCUCCCUUUCUUCUGGUAGUUGCACUUGGAACCUAAUCUGCAGAAUAUACAUAACUCAAUGGGAAAAGGAGAGGAGAGGUAAGCGCGUAAGUUGUUCUCAUCUGGUUUGGGGAACAGUUCGAGAAAGAGGUUCCAUACCGGCAAUCCAAGAACUCAGAAUUGUCAAGCACUUCCUCAAGACGUAGAAAUAUGGCAAUGAAGACGUCCACUGAACUGUCAGUCACAAAUCCAGGAUUAUCCGUAAGAGUCUGUAGAGCUAAAAAAACAAGGUGUAUCUUGGGAAGCCAUUCAUUAUGAUUGAUUCUUACAUUUUAUGAAAAAAAUCUCUUGCUUUGACAGAAGGUGAUUCUUCACUACACAACAUUUAGUUACAAAUUGAAAAAAUAUGUUAAUAAACUGAAAAAGGGAAAGAAAAACAAUGCUGAAUGAAUUGCUACAUGAAUCUUUUGUAAGGGGAAAUUCUUCUU